Molecule: messenger RNA, 1231 nt
Organism: Medicago truncatula (barrel medic)
Lineage: Eukaryota; Viridiplantae; Streptophyta; Magnoliopsida; Fabales; Fabaceae
Exons: 2
Coding region: 356-991 (211 amino acids)
Source: RefSeq, a predicted model, not a curated record
AUAACCAAACUUUUCCCACUACUAUUACUAGAAUGGAGCUAGUCUUUCUUUUUUAGUAGCAUGGAGCUGGUCUUUUUCUACUAGUAGUAAAUAAUAUAUACAACGAAGUCGUCAAAAAAUAUAUAUAAGGAAACCUCAUCAAAAUUCAACAUAUUCACACAUGCACAUCCCAUAAUUCAAAUUUGAUUGUGUCAACCCUCUAACUUGUUAGUUCUUACUACCAUAACAAUCCCAAUAUAUAUAAAUACAACCACAAAACUCAUAACCCACACUUUCACCCAAUCAACCAAACACAAAAAUACAAAACCACAAAGAAACACAAGACAAGACACAAAACCUAAGAGAGAAACCAAUCAUGGGAAACACCAUAGGAAAAAGCAAAAAAGCUAAGAUUAUGAAGAUAGAUGGAGAAACCUUCAAAGUAAAAACUCCAACAACAUCAAACGAAGUUGUCAAAAACUAUCCCAACCAUGUUUUACUUGAUUCUCAAGCAGUAAAACACUUCGGGCUUAGGGCAAAACCCUUAGAGCCAAAUCAAGAACUCAAGCCCAAGAAAAUUUACUUCCUAGUAGAUUUACCUAAGAUUGAGCCCGAAAAUGAAAAAACAUCGUUACCAAGGAGGGUACGUUCCAGUGGAAUAAGGAACGUGGAUGCUAAGGGUAGACUUGAGUUAUUGAUGCUAUCUAAACGCUCCGUUUCAGAUAUUUCCUUAGUGAAACCACCGUCGAAUUUGGGCUUUGAUAGGCCCUUUGAUGGGUCCAUGAGGGUGAAGAUGAGGCUUCCUAAAGCCCAGUUGGAAAAGUUGAUGGAAGAGAGUAAUGAUGGGUCUGAGGUGGCGGAGAAGAUUAUGAGUUUGUAUAUGGGUGGCGGUGGUGAUGCGGCGGAGCAUGACAGUGAUGUUUUACGGCAAAACCGAAAGCCUCGUGGGAAACGAGUGAGUUUUAGUCCAAUGGAGAUUGAAGAAAGUCCUGUUGAAGCAGCUCCUCAAUAGUAUUUCCUCUUAGAUUUUUUAUUAGUACUGCAUGAUAGUUAGAUUGUACAUUUGUACUAGAGUAUAUAUAUAUAUAUAUAUAUAUAUAGACAAAUAUGUCUAUAAAUGCAUAUAUUUGUAUUUUGUAUUGUAGUGCUAAGAUUAGAAAAUCAAUUAAUUAGUGUUGCGUUGAAAUCGUGCCUCGUUGCUUGAUCAUAUAUGUAGUGCUUGUUUUUGGUUACGGAAGAAGGAUACAAGAUA